This is a messenger RNA of Linum trigynum, 516 nucleotides long. NCBI's taxonomy places the organism in Eukaryota, Viridiplantae, Streptophyta, Magnoliopsida, Malpighiales, Linaceae. The record is from the annotation of a GenBank genome assembly.
AUGGCGAGAUCGAGUAAUUACUUGCAGGGUCGAGAGAUACAGAGCAGUGACGAAGAAAGAAGAAGCCAGAGGAAGCACGGUGAUUGUGAUUGUGAAGAUGAUGCUUUCUAUGCGGAGAUUCGAAGGCAGAUUCUGAUUCUGACGGCUGAACAAGGUGAUAAUGAUGAAAUAGACGGCAACCGGAAGCGGCGGGAAAGAAAGGGGCCGCCGACACGUGGAGGCAGAGUACUACUCCAGGUGGCUCCGGCGGGAAGAUAUUUCAGCUGGUGCGACGAAACUGAUCGUAUAUCUGGCGAUUCUUCUUCUUCUCCGUCGACGUCGUCUUCAUCUUCGGUUUCCACUCCAGACUGGCUUGUGAAUUUAUGGAGGAAUAACAGAGCUAGUGGCAGUGUUGUUGGGACUGGAGUUUUCAUCCCUCAAAUCGUCAGAUCGGGAGGAAGAAACAGACCCAGGAGAAGGAGAAGUGAAGGGAACGGGACGAAGAACAAGCAUUUAGUACAGAGUGUCUCUGAUUAG